This is a messenger RNA of Amborella trichopoda, 1818 nucleotides long. Its product is annotated as Saccharopine dehydrogenase. Gene Ontology annotation, cellular component: lipid droplet; mitochondrion; plasma membrane. Gene Ontology annotation, biological process: glycolipid biosynthetic process. NCBI's taxonomy places the organism in Eukaryota, Viridiplantae, Streptophyta, Magnoliopsida, Amborellales, Amborellaceae. The record is from RefSeq and is a predicted model, not a curated record.
CUGCUUGCUCACAAUGUUCUGCACAUCUCUCCAUUUUACACCUCUCUCUAUCCUGUAAAUUUCUCUCUCCAUUUUACAUCUCUCUCGUUAUUUUCAUUCUUGUGAUUAGUUUCAUCACGAGUAGUUUCCCUGUUGCUAUUUCCUCUCUCUCUCUACUUUCCAUCUAGCUCCACCAUUUUUUCACACUUUCUCUCGGUAAUUCUGCCCUGUUAACACAUUCUGCAAUGGAGGAAGAAGAACCCGAAAAGGUGGACAUAAUGAUCCUUGGAGCUUCAGGGUUCACAGGCAAAUACGUUAUUAGAGAAGCCCUCAAAUUCAUCAACAGCUCACCUUCUUCUUUUUCUCCUUCAUCAUCUUCUUCUCCUCCAUUAAAGCUCGGCCUUGCGGGUCGAUCAAAACCCAAGAUCUUAUCAGCUCUCAAAUGGGCUUCUUCCCCUUCUCCUCCACCCGGAAUCCCCAUUUUUGAAGCCGACGUCUCGAACCCACUUUCUCUUUCCUCUCUCUGCAAGCAAACCAGGCUCUUACUCAACUGUGUCGGCCCCUUUCGCCUCUACGGUGAACCGGUUGUAUCUGAAUGCAUCAGAGCUGGUAUAGAUUACCUUGAUAUCACUGGAGAACCAGAGUUCAUGGAAAAAAUUGAGGCCUUAUACCAUGAAAAAGCAGUUCAGAGUAAUUCCCUUGUGAUUUCAGCUUGUGGGUUCGAUUCAGUUCCUGCUGAAUUAGGGUUUGUGUUUAAUUCAAGGCAAUGGGAACCACCAUCGAUACUGAACAGUAUCGAUGCUUAUUUGGUUUUGGAAUCUGAUAAGAGAAUUGUGGGUAAUGUGGGGACUCUUGAGUCUGCAAUUUUGGGGUUGUCGAGUUUUGACGAGUUGCAGAGGCUAAGGAGGUCGAGACCCAAGCGUCCUAGACCGCAGAUUCCAGGCCCCCCUACCAGUAAGGGAGAGCUUAUACAACACCAGAAAUCAGUUGGACUUUGGGCUGUUAAGUUACCUUCUGCCGAUGCCAUAGUUGUUCGAAGAACACUUACAUCUUUGACUGAGAACCCAAAUGGGCUUUCAGGAGUUAAUGAGACCCCAGAUCACAUUUCAAAGAGAGAGAAGUUCUGGUCCCAAAUAAAGCCUGCUCAUUUCGGUGUAAAAAUUGGGUACAAAUCUCCAUUGGGUAUUAUACGUCUUAUAGUGGUUGGCAUCAUUAUGGGUAUUUUAACAAGAUGCGCUUUUGGCCGUAGUCUCCUUUCGAAAUACCCUGAAAUAUUCACUCUCGGGUGGUUUAGGAAGUCGGGACCUACAGAGGAAGAAGUGAGAAGUGCUUCCUUCAAAAUGUGGUUUGUGGGACGUGGUUAUAGUGAUGAAAGCCAACUAAAAAGAGGGAAGAUGGAUAAGGAAGUGAUAACUCGAGUCUCGGGGCCGGAGAUUGGUUAUAUUACGACACCAAUAAUUCUUGUUCAGUGUGCUCUUGUUUUGCUCAAAGAAAGAGGGAAUUUGCCCCGCGGUGGCGUUUACACACCGGGAAUUGUUUUUGGCCCUACCGAUCUGCAAAAGCAUCUCCAAGAGAAUGGAUUGUCUUUCGAGCUCAUUUCUAAGAAUGCUCAACCUACCUGAUGUAGUGGUUUGCUUCUCUCUCUCUCUCUCUCUCUCUCUCUCUAUGAACUUAGUCAUCUCUUUUUUUCCAUAAUAUCCUGGCCUUUUUGCAUUGUUCUCAUCGUGUACCAACGCUCAUCAACCUAUGAAAAUUUAUGGGCCUGUAAUUUUUGAACUAGUAGAGGUUUGGGGCGAUGGCUGUAAUAAUGAAGCUGGUUUCUUAGUUGUUUUGCUGCUU